This is a messenger RNA of Tricharina praecox, 720 nucleotides long. RefSeq lists its product as uncharacterized. Bases 142 to 651 code for a protein of 169 amino acids. The transcript has a single exon. Lineage: Eukaryota; Fungi; Ascomycota; Pezizomycetes; Pezizales; Pyronemataceae. The record is from RefSeq and is a predicted model, not a curated record.
GUUCGCGAAGCAGGAUGCAAUAUGUACACUGUACUAUGUACAGCGCAGCGUAAAAUAGUAUCUGUAGAAAGGUGAAGAUGAAUGCUCAUCGUCAUCGCGCUGCACGCAGUACGCAUAUAGCACGUCGCUGGCUGGCGAAAGAUGAAUCCUGAUUCCGGGGACGAAUCCAGACGUGCGGGAAUGAUCGAGAAGACUUUUGCCCUGCUGCUAAGCCCAAGCCCAAGCCCAAGCCACCCGCCGACCCCCCGGCCGCGUUGGGAGGGCGAGCUUCCGCUCCCGGUCUCGGUCCUGGUCCUGGUCGUGGUCCUGGUCGUGGUCCUGGUCGUGGUCCUGAUCGCUUCGCGCUGCUUCCUGCUUCCUGCCUCUGCCUGCGGUCCCGGCGUGUUCUCAGGGUCGGUCGGCCGAUACCUACAUACCUAUCGCAAACCGGAAACAGCAACGGAAACGGAAAUGGAAACAUGGAGAAACGGCCGGAUCUCGACACACGCCCACUCACACCACACUCACACACCCACACACGCCCACUCACACAUAUGCAAGCACGCAACUCGCAUGCAACACACUCGCAACACACUCGCAACACGUAAGCGCACCCAGGAGCCUGUACGGGGGCCUAGGGGCUGCGGUGGGCGGUGGGCGGUGGAGAGAUAGACAAUGCCAUGUAUGCAAGUAUGCAUGGUACAUAAUGGAUAGCGAAAUCAACCCUGUCUCUGCCGCCCA